Molecule: messenger RNA, 1806 nt
Organism: Pyrus x bretschneideri (Chinese white pear)
Lineage: Eukaryota; Viridiplantae; Streptophyta; Magnoliopsida; Rosales; Rosaceae
Exons: 4
Coding region: 354-1559 (401 amino acids)
Source: RefSeq, a predicted model, not a curated record
GUUAAUUUUAAUUUUCUCUUUUUCUUAAUGGGUCAGAUUAUUUCACCUAUUAAUUUUAACGACCAGUUAAGAAUUCAUUAAAAUAAUAGGUAUAACAUUUGCCCCGCCUUUGUUGGUAGAGGUAGACUCCAAUCGUAGUGCCAAAAGCAAAGAGCGACCGUCUUCUCUUCCUUCCCAAACUCGCACAAUCUCAAACCCCCAAAAGCCGCUUUUUUUCCGUCCUCCCCUGUUACCCACAGUCGCACACACCCAAAAGCGACUCGCUUCGCAAUCCACCACAAUCCCAAAAACUCAAAAUCUCUCGCGCUCUCUCUCUCGCUCUCUCUCUCCCCUACAGCCUACAGGCACUAGUCAUGGCUGAAAACGGGCACAAACUACAACAACAGCAACUAGAAGAAGACGAAGAUGAUGCUACGAAGAAGCUAUUCUGUUCCUACCUUGGCCUGAGCCUGGGUGUUUUCCUGGCUUUAGCUCCCGACAACUUCCAGGAGCUCCAGAGCCAAGUGGGCGAGCUCUCUGCGCGGUUAUGGCAGGCGGAAGAGCAAGUGAGCUUCAUGACUUCCAGGCGAAAAGAGGACUCCAAAGCCAAUGCCCGGGUCGUCGAGAUCUUCGCCAGCCACCGCAACGCUUGGCAAGCCGAGGAGAAGCGGCUGCUGAACCAGAUCGACGACGCCCACCAAGAAAUCGCCCACCUCCAUGCCAGGAUUCUGGAGCUGGAGAAAACCCAGGAUGAUUCCAGUGCCAGGAUUCAGGAUUUGGAGAUGGUGGUUGAGGAGAGGGACGACAUGAUUGGUUUCAUGGCCACCAGCAGCGGAGGAGGACCUGAGGCUGAGGUUGACGGCGACAACCACUGUCACCGCCACCAGCACCGAGGCAAGGAGGAAGUCAUUGUCUACGACAAUGCCGUUGGCUUCGGCUUCGACUCGCACUUGGUAUCUGAUGCUUCCAAGCUCUGGCAGGAUGUACACUAUGAAUCCCUUGAACCGUUGUAUCACAUGAAGCAUUUUGUACCAAGGGAGUCGCCUUGGAAGCUAGAUGGUGAGUCGACAAGAAUAUCCUCUAAGCUAAAAUUACUUGAACAGGAAUUACUGAAUUUGGAAACUGUUGGAAAGAAUGAUAUUUCUAAGUUACCUUCAUUGAUGAGGAAGCAGGCCAAGAGGUAUCAAGCUCUUGCGGGGAAGAUAGAUGAUCUGUGCAGAAGAAUGCAAGGUAGUGAUCCUUCCGAACCUACACUCAGUCCAGAGUUUCGUACACAACGACAAACAGAAUUUUUACUCGAAUCAUUUAGACUUCAACAACGUGCGACAGAAACUGGACAGAAGUUGAUGGCAGUACAAACGGAGAUUGGGAAGAGUUCUUAUGGAGAUGAGCUGGGGAACCAGCCCAAACACAACACACGGCGGUGUUCAGAUUCCAUUAGAAACAACUUGAAAGAAAUCCAAAGAAAUUUGGAGAUAUGGUUGGCCAGAAUCAUCGGAGAUCUUGAAGGUAUUCUGGCUAGAGACGGCGCUUCUCGUGUAAGGGAAUACUAUAUCUCUAGCUGUCCUUUUGUUCAGUAGAUCUCUGGACUUGCAUAUCUUCUCCAUUUUUAUUCUCUUUUUCUUUUGUUUCUUUUUGUGGUUUUUCUUGGCCUUCAAUAACUCAUCACAACAGUCAAAACAAAGUCAGAAAGUCGUAUUAAAGGUAAUUUGGGCGGUGUUUUCGAUUGGGAUUUUAAGAUUAUAACUCUUCGUUGCGAUGAAGAUGAAGAAAUAUAUAGAAUUUGGACAUAUAAUAUUAAAUCAUACAACAAUUUCUGUGUUUGUA